Ilex paraguariensis (yerba mate) is the source of this 1452-nucleotide messenger RNA. The record is from the annotation of a GenBank genome assembly. NCBI's taxonomy places the organism in Eukaryota, Viridiplantae, Streptophyta, Magnoliopsida, Aquifoliales, Aquifoliaceae.
AUGGAAGAAAUCAUCUCUUCCUCUCUAUCAUCAUCACCAUCAGCCCUUUGCCAAGAAUCAUCAUCACCCACACUUCAACAACGCCUCCAAUUCAUCCUUCAAAGGCGACCUGAGUGGUGGGUUUAUGCAAUCUUUUGGCAUGCAUCAAAAGAGAGCAACGAUCACUUUGUUCUAUCCUGGGGUGAUGGCCAUUUCCGAGGCACCAAAGAUCUUGUCUCCAAUGCUGGUACCGGAAACGGACAUUAUGACCAACCCAAGUUUGGACUUGAUUUGGAGAGUAAGAAGGUAGCCAAAGGAAUCAAUUCCCUUUUCAACGAUAACUACAACGUUGAUGGUAAUGUUAGUGUUUCUGACCCGGAAUGGUUCUAUAUGGUAUCAAUGACUAGGUCAUUUCUCGCUGGAGAUGACAUUCUGGGCCAGACUUUUAGAUCGUGUUCAUACCUAUGGUUGGCUGGUGAUUACGAGCUCCAGCACUAUAAUAGUGAUAGAGCUAAAGAAGCUCACUUGCAUGGAAUUAAGACUUUGGUUUGUAUUUCAACUUCAUUUGGUGUUGUUGAAUUGGGUUCCUCAGAUAUGAUCAAUAAAGACUGGGAAUUAGUGCAAAUCUCCAAGAGUCUUUUUGACUCUAGGAGCAAUAUCAGAAUGAAACAUGUGGAUCAAGCGCCGUUUCCCAGCCGGUGCCUUAACCUCUAUGAAACUACUGUUUUGCAAAUUCAAAAAGAGGACCAUGAAGAGGAGGACAAAGAAGGCAACGCAAAAAGAGAAGUGGCUUUGACUGGCAGGUCAUCAUCGGGCUCGGGAAAUUCUGAUUCUGAACGCCCUUUUGCCUCGGAUUCAUUAAUGAACAUCCGGCUGAAGACAAGAGGAAGGAAAUCGGUGAGUAGACAAGAAAUGGCACUGAGCCACGUGGAGGCAGAGAGACAACGGAGAGAGAAGCUCAACCGCCGAUUCUACACACUCCGAAGUGUGGUUCCAAAUGUGUCAAGGAUGGAUAAAGCAUCUUUACUUGCCGAUGCAGUGACCUAUAUUAAUGAACUCAAGGGCAAAAUCGAAGAUUUGGAGGCCAAACUCCGCAAAGAAUUACAGAAACCUAGGGUAGGAACUAUGGAAAUAUAUGAUGCUCAAAGCACAUCGACCACUCUCGAGCAAACAAGGUCAUCAUCGAGCUAUGGGUCGACUACUAUGGAACUGGAGGUUAAAAUUCUAGGAUCAGAAGCCAUGAUUCGUCUCCAGUGUCCGGAUGUAAAUUACCCAUGUGCAAGGUUAAUGGAUGUGCUUAGAGAGUUAGAGUUUCAGGUUCAUCAUGCGAGCUUGUCAAGCGUAAAGCAGCUGGUGCUUCAAGAUGUGGUGGUUAGGGUCCCUAAUGGAAUUACAAGUGAGGAGGCCUUGAGAGGUGUUCUCCUUAGAAAGUUGCAGAUCUAGGCUUUCUGUGCCCUAGAGAGCAUAUUUGUG